This is a messenger RNA of Equus caballus (horse), 2878 nucleotides long. It is a transcript of the gene ARL4A, whose product is annotated as ADP ribosylation factor like GTPase 4A. Gene Ontology annotation, biological process: intracellular protein transport; vesicle-mediated transport. Gene Ontology annotation, cellular component: plasma membrane; cytoplasm. The record is from RefSeq and is a predicted model, not a curated record. Gene Ontology annotation, molecular function: GTPase activity; GTP binding. NCBI's taxonomy places the organism in Eukaryota, Metazoa, Chordata, Mammalia, Perissodactyla, Equidae.
CCGUCGGAUGUCCUCUGAAAUCCCUGGCCCUACGUCACCCGCCACCGCCCAGAGGACGCCCUGAGUGGCGUGAGGAUAGACGGUGCAGGGUGGGACCCGCCCGAGGCCAGCCGCCGGCUGCAGAAAACGCCCGAGACGGCAACGGCUCCCGGGGCUCCCGGGGCCGAGGCCGGAAGCCCCGCCUGAGCUCGCCAACCGCCAGCCAGCGCCGGGCCGGCUCGAACGUGACCUUGUUUUGCCGUUGCUAGGCGACGCGGCUCCCGCACGCCCCCCACUGGCCAGCGCCCGCGGGAGCGCGGGGAGGGGCGGGGCCGCGGCAGGCAGGGGAGCGGUCGGCCGCGCACCGUUAGGGCAGACUGGGGCGCGGCGCCCGCCCGGCGCCCCUGGAAGCUGCGUCUCGGCUCCUGCCGGCGCCCAGGCCUCGCUGUGCCCUCCGGCAGGGAGUAGCGCGCUCGAGAGGGCUGUGAGCGACGCGGGGUCAGAACGAGGGAAGGACGGCUAGUCAGUCUUGUAGCUGGAUCCCCUAGGAAGAGAAGUUCUAAAGCAGUAAGAAGAAAGCAUUUCAAUUUGGAACAUUUAUUUGCAGCUGGCAAUGGGGAAUGGGCUGUCAGACCAGACUUCUAUCCUGUCCAGCCUGCCUUCGUUUCAGUCCUUCCACAUUGUUAUUCUGGGUUUGGACUGUGCUGGAAAGACAACUGUAUUAUACAGGCUGCGGUUCAAUGAAUUUGUAAAUACUGUACCUACCAAGGGAUUUAACACUGAAAAAAUUAAGGUAACCUUGGGAAAUUCUAAAACAGUCACUUUCCACUUCUGGGAUGUAGGUGGUCAGGAGAAAUUGAGGCCACUGUGGAAGUCAUAUACCAGAUGCACAGAUGGCAUUGUGUUUGUUGUGGACUCUGUUGAUGUUGAAAGGAUGGAAGAAGCCAAAACUGAACUUCACAAGAUAACUAGGAUAUCAGAAAAUCAAGGAGUCCCUGUACUUAUAGUUGCUAACAAACAAGACCUGAGGAACUCAUUGUCUCUCUCAGAAAUUGAGAAAUUGUUAGCAAUGAGUGAACUGAGCUCAUUGACUCCUUGGCACUUGCAGCCCACCUGUGCAAUCAUAGGAGAUGGACUGAAGGAAGGACUUGAGAAACUACAUGAUAUGAUCAUUAAAAGAAGAAAAAUGUUGCGGCAACAGAAAAAGAAGAGAUGAAUGGCGAUGCCUUUAUAUCUGUGUGGAGUAGCUUUUCUCUGGUCUGAUUUUGACAAAUGGAAGCGUGUCUACAGUCUGGUUUGCCUGCCUGCCCUCCUGGAUGCUGUUUAAGCUGUGUUUUGUUGAACAAUCAGAUGCCCAACUCUGUUGCCUUGUGGAAGAUGAGUAAAUGCAUUCCUUCUUAAAAUGGUCUCUUCUCCCUACCCCACAAAUCUUGGUACUACCAUUUUGGGAAGCCAAGCAGGGAUAGUGUUGGCCAGAAAACUGUUGUGGAAAUUUGACCUGAAGUUAGUGAAAUAAAACUUUGAAGAGUGUCUGCCUAGUGUUUUGUGCUUAUAUCUUUUGGGGGGAAGCCUUUGCAAGGAGAUUGCGUACAAAACUUUGUAUGUUAAGAUAAAAUGCUAAUAAAUGGAAAUGUUAAGGUAGAUUAUAUAUAUAUAUAUGUAUAUAUAUAUAUAUAUACACAGUUGUAUUGAUCACAUUGGUCCAACCAGUAAGGGACAAGGAACAAGUGUUUGGUCUUUUAAGUUUUGGCCAAAUGAAUUUUGACAUUUUUUGGAUUCAAGUAAUGUAAUGCUGUACCUUAAUCCUAGACAAUGUUUAAGUUGAUAUAACUUAAAAUAAUAAAAAUAAGGUAUUUGGGACACAUUCAAAUGCAUGGAUUAGUUUUCCCGAUAAAGCAUGUUUUGGUGUGUUAAUCUUUUACUUUUUAGAAAUAGCUAUGCAUCUUUCUACACGGUCAGGUUUAAAACACCUUUUUUGGGAUUUAGGGCUGUUGUAGAAAUAGUUGUUGUCAAAAGCACUUUCACUUGAAGAACCUGAGAUUUACUUAACUCUUUUAUAUAGUAAAUUUAGGCAUGUAGACUAAUCAUAAAUGCAUAUGCUUGGGGAUGUGUAUGGAUUUAUGAAGAAAGCAAUUGAUGACUUCAGUCAAGAGGACGUAAUUACCAUACAUGGUCUCUAAAGGAUUCCAGUUGUAAAAUAUUUGUUUUGUUAAUAUUUGCUGGCUGAACACAGAAGUAGUAUUUCAUAUAUUUUUGUAGUGUUUUGAGAGGAGCAAAAGCUUUAUAAACAACACAAUGCACUGUGGAGUGAAAAUGUAAGAGCUAUUCUAUAUGUUCUCUGAGCUUUAAUUUCUUGUUUACAAACGGAACAGUGUUACACAGGCCAUCCAGUCCUGAUGAUAAGGUAGGAAGAAAUGAUACAGUACUUCAGAUAAGAAUUACGAUUAUAGAAAAUGAAGGAGAAAGUAGCAAAGCUAUGUUUUGUGAAAGUUCAUUGAUGCUGUUUACAAUGGAAUCCAAAAAACCGUUGAGAUUAAAAGGAGGAAAAACCUUUACCCAAUUCUCAUCUAUAAGAAAAGACUUCUUUCCAGUGAUCAUGUCUUAGCAAAUCAACAUAAUUUCUGUGUGUAAAGCCAGCACCUGUUUGUUCUGACUAUACCAAGAGAAAUGCACUUUGCUAGCAGAGAUUUGCUUUGGUUUGGGGUUUUUUGUUUUUUGGUUUUUUUUAGUGGCACAAUUGAGUUUUUGGAAACUUGAUUCUUGUUACACACAAAAUAAAGUAGCUUCCUGUGGAGCUUUCAUAUGUUAAAUGUACCUGCACUAGUGAUAGUCACUUAGAAUGUUUAUAUUUAUAGAAAUGUGGAUAAUAACUGCCAAUAAACUACUUGAGCCACUAGGA